Messenger RNA from Fusarium keratoplasticum, 420 nucleotides. RefSeq lists its product as uncharacterized. The record is from RefSeq and is a predicted model, not a curated record. The coding region runs from base 1 to 420 and encodes 139 amino acids. Gene Ontology annotation, cellular component: endoplasmic reticulum membrane; COPII-coated ER to Golgi transport vesicle. The transcript is spliced from 4 exons. Gene Ontology annotation, biological process: endoplasmic reticulum to Golgi vesicle-mediated transport. NCBI's taxonomy places the organism in Eukaryota, Fungi, Ascomycota, Sordariomycetes, Hypocreales, Nectriaceae.
AUGAUGUCCGGAGAAGCUUGGUUGUACCUCUUGUCGGUACUCAUCAACGCCGUCAACCUCUUUUUGCAGGUUUUCUUCACCAUCAUGUACAGCGACUUGGAAUGUGACUACAUCAACCCCAUUGACCUCUGCAACCGACUCAACACCUACAUUAUCCCCGAGGCCGCGGUGCACGGUUUCCUGACCUUCCUCUUCCUCAUCAACGGCUACUGGGUGCCUCUCAUCCUCAACCUGCCUCUCCUUGCCUGGAACGUCAAGAAGAUUGUUGACAACACCCACCUGCUCGAUGCGACGGAGAUUUUCCGCAAGCUCAACGUUCACAAGAAGGAAUCCUUCUUCAAGCUCGGUUUCCAUCUGGUCAUGUUCUUCUUCUAUCUCUACAGCAUGAUUGUCGCUCUCAUCCGCGAUGAGUCGUCCUAA